Messenger RNA from Trichechus manatus latirostris (Florida manatee), 654 nucleotides. RefSeq names its product cerebellin 4 precursor (gene CBLN4). The transcript has 3 exons. The coding region runs from base 1 to 606 and encodes 201 amino acids. Gene Ontology annotation, cellular component: synapse. NCBI's taxonomy places the organism in Eukaryota, Metazoa, Chordata, Mammalia, Sirenia, Trichechidae. Gene Ontology annotation, molecular function: protein binding. The record is from RefSeq and is a predicted model, not a curated record.
AUGGGCGCCAGGCGCCGGGCGCAGUCCGUGGUGCUGUCCGUGGUGCUGGCCCUCACGUUGCCAGGGCUGCCCGUCUGGGCGCAGAACGACACCGAGCCCAUAGUGCUGGAGGGCAAGUGCCUGGUGGUGUGCGACUCGAACCCGGCCACGGACUCCAAGGGCUCGUCUUCCUCGCCUCUGGGGAUUUCAGUCCGGGCGGCCAAUUCCAAGGUGGCCUUCUCGGCCGUGCGCAGCACCAACCACGAGCCGUCCGAGAUGAGCAACAAGACUCGCAUCAUUUACUUCGAUCAGAUCCUAGUAAAUGUGGGUAAUUUUUUCACAUUGGAGUCUGUCUUUGUGGCACCAAGAAAAGGAAUAUACAGUUUCAGUUUUCACGUAAUUAAAGUCUACCAGAGUCAGACAAUCCAGGUUAACCUGAUGUUAAAUGGCAAACCAGUAAUAUCCGCGUUCGCUGGGGACAAGGACGUUACUCGUGAGGCUGCCACGAAUGGAGUCCUACUGUACCUAGAUAAGGAGGAUAAAGUUUACCUGAAACUGGAGAAAGGUAACUUGGUUGGAGGCUGGCAGUAUUCCACUUUCUCUGGCUUUCUGGUGUUCCCACUGUAGAAUUUGAUUUCUCCAUGACGGUUAUCCAAGUGAGGGACAGCCCACCCC